This is a messenger RNA of Diprion similis, 1825 nucleotides long. It is a transcript of the gene TfIIB, whose product is annotated as transcription initiation factor IIB. Gene Ontology annotation, cellular component: transcription preinitiation complex; nucleus. The transcript has 5 exons. Gene Ontology annotation, molecular function: RNA polymerase II general transcription initiation factor activity; TBP-class protein binding. Lineage: Eukaryota; Metazoa; Arthropoda; Insecta; Hymenoptera; Diprionidae. Gene Ontology annotation, biological process: transcription preinitiation complex assembly; transcription initiation at RNA polymerase II promoter. The coding region runs from base 80 to 1027 and encodes 315 amino acids. The record is from RefSeq and is a predicted model, not a curated record.
CCGACCAAGGUGAGUGUCGUUGUUCCACAGAUGAGUUCACGUAACAAGUUGCUUGACACAACCAACAUACACAUGAAAUAUGGCGAGUUCGUCAAGAAAUGACACAAACAAGGUAUGCUGCUAUGCUCAUCCAGAUGCCCCGCUCAUCGAGGAUUAUCGUGCAGGGGACCAGAUCUGUUCCGAAUGUGGGCUUGUCGUGGGUGACAGAGUCAUAGAUGUCGGUUCCGAGUGGCGGACGUUCAGCAAUGAAAAAGCUGGCGUUGAUCCCUCUCGAGUUGGUGGACCUGAAAAUCCACUUCUCAAUGGUUCAGAUUUGUCUACGAUGAUCGGCCCGGGAACUGGAGCCGCUUCGUUCGAUGCUUUUGGGGCUUCGAAGUACCAGAAUCGUCGUACGAUGAGCAGCUCUGACAGAGCACUGAUAAAUGCUUUUCGUGAAAUAAACGGCAUGGCAGACCGCAUCAAUCUUCCUAAAACUAUUGUCGACAGGGCAAACAACCUCUUCAAACAGGUGCAUGACGGGAAAAAUCUGAAAGGCAGAUCAAAUGACGCAAUCGCAUCAGCCUGUCUUUACAUUGCGUGUCGACAAGAGGGGGUGCCGAGAACGUUUAAGGAGAUUUGUGCCGUGAGCAAAAUCAGCAAGAAAGAAAUCGGCAGGUGUUUCAAACUGAUUCUUAAGGCUCUUGAAACGAGUGUUGAUCUCAUAACGACUGGCGACUUUAUGUCAAGAUUUUGCUCCAACUUGGGACUACCCAAUAUGGUGCAGAGGGCCGCUACUCACAUAGCUAGAAAAGCCGUUGAAAUUGACAUUGUACCUGGAAGAUCUCCUAUAUCCGUGGCUGCCGCAGCUAUUUAUAUGGCAUCACAGGCGUCUGAAGACAAAAAAUCACAGAAAGAGAUCGGCGACAUUGCCGGUGUUGCUGAUGUAACCAUCAGGCAAUCGUAUAAGCUGAUGUACCAGCACGCAGCUAAGCUUUUCCCUGAGGACUUUAAAUUUGCAACACCCAUCGAUCAACUGCCUCAGAUGUAAAUUAGCUUCUUCCUAUGCUGGUGUUGGUGAGCGUUCACCAUUAUUUUUUUCCGUUUACUUCUCUUUUAGUUCACUGGCUGGUUAGAUUGGUUCAUUUAGAUGUUCAUCAACGACUUAUUGAAUCAUUGAUUACGAUUUGCAUUCCCACGUUGGCGCACAGUAUGACGAUUAUCGAUAUAUGUUUAAAUAUAUAUUUAUAUACUAUAUAUUUUUCUGCUUACAUCACUAAUAAGGCCGACGAAAAGGUUUUAACAUACAAAGUCUUUCUUAGAAUUUUGAUUAUUUCCACGAAGUGAUGACAGAUUUUUUUGCACUCCUGGAUUAACGUGCUAUACGCAGAAUUCGAAAAGCACAAUGCGGCAACACGUUCAAUUUGAUAUAGUUUAAAUCGCGGAAUUUAGACAAUAAUUGGUAGAUUGCAGUAUUUUUAUUCUACAUUUUUUUUUAUAUUCUAUUUUUUGUCUUCUUAAUGUACGGUUCCAUUGCAACAUAAUGUUGAAGUGAUUUGAAUAAUAAUUAUAUGCAGUUCAUAAUCGUUUGCGAAACGUUUUGAAUAUUUCAUUACUUGUAAUUAUUCCGAAGGUAAAUCGGUUCUCAGUCACCGUGUGUAACAAAUAUUUAGUAGAAUAGUAAUUAUUACCCUUUUGAAAUUUCCUAAUCUAUCCAGUAAUCUAUGACGAGAAUAUUAGACUGUAUGAAUUAUUAUAUGUUUUCGAACUUCCCAUCGCACCGUUAGUAACAAAAGAAACGUACUCGUUAAAAAUCGUUUUUAACAAUAAUUUAAUUAUUAUUGAUCGC